GCGCUGCCGGCUCCACGCUCGCUCGCAGCCGGACACAGACUCUGCCUUCAGCUGCCAGCGGAUCGCGCUGGAGCCGCCGCGGCUGCUGCGGAAGAAGAAAAAAAAGGGAAACAACAGCCCGGCCGUCAGCGGAGCAGCGCCCAGCCCCAGCUCAGCCCCCGGAGUGCGGAGCCGCCCAGAGUUAUGUCAUGCCCAGACCAGCAGAGGGCUCCAUGAGGAUUCAUAGAAGAUGCCCCGCGUCUGGGCGCCUUUGGUGCUGCUUCCCACGUGGCUCGUGAUGGUUGCCUGCAGUCCGCACUCCCUGAGGAUUGCUGCUAUCCUGGAUGACCCCAUGGAGUGCAGCAGAGGGGAGCGGCUGUCCAUCACCCUGGCCAAGAACCGCAUCAACCGUGCUCCCGAGAGGCUGGGCAAGGCCAAGGUCGAAGUGGACAUCUUUGAGCUUCUCAGAGACAGCGAGUACGAGACUGCAGAAACCAUGUGUCAGAUCCUUCCCAAGGGGGUGGUCGCUGUCCUGGGACCAUCCUCCAGCCCGGCCUCCAGCUCCAUCAUCAGCAACAUCUGUGGGGAGAAGGAGGUCCCUCAUUUCAAAGUGGCCCCGGAGGAGUUUAUCAAGUUCCAGUUCCAGAGAUUCACAACCCUGAACCUCCACCCCAGCAGCACUGACAUCAGCGUGGCUGUAGCUGGGAUCCUGAACUUCUUCAAUUGCACCACCGCCUGCCUCAUCUGUGCCAAAGCAGAAUGCCUUUUAAACCUCGAGAAGCUGCUCCGGCAAUUCCUGAUCUCCAAGGACACCCUCUCGGUCCGGAUGCUGGAUGACACGAGGGACCCCACCCCACUCCUCAAGGAGAUCCGGGACGACAAGACGGCCACCAUCAUCAUCCAUGCCAACGCGUCCAUGUCCCACACCAUCCUCCUGAAGGCAGCGGAACUAGGGAUGGUGUCAGCCUAUUACACAUACAUCUUCACUAAUCUGGAGUUUUCGCUCCAGAGGAUGGACAGCCUCGUGGAUGAUCGCGUCAACAUCCUGGGAUUUUCCAUUUUCAACCAGUCCCAUGCUUUCUUCCAAGAGUUUACCCAGAGCCUCAACCAGUCCUGGCAAGAGAACUGUGACCAUGUGCCCUUCACGGGGCCCGCACUGUCCUCCGCCCUGCUGUUUGACGCCGUCUACGCUGUGGUGAUGGCGGUGCAGGAGCUGAACCGCAGCCAGGAGAUCGGCGUGAAGCCCCUGUCCUGUGGCUCAGCCCAGAUCUGGCAGCACGGCACCAGCCUCAUGAACUACCUGCGCAUGGUAGAAUUGGAAGGUCUCACCGGCCACAUUGAAUUCAACAGCAAAGGCCAGAGGUCCAACUAUGCCUUGAAAAUCUUACAGUUCACAAGGAAUGGUUUCCGGCAGAUCGGCCAGUGGCACGUGGCAGACGGCCUCAGCAUGGACAGCCGCCUCUACGCCUCCAACGUCUCCGACAGUCUCUUCAAUACCACCCUGGUCGUCACCACCAUCCUGGAAAACCCGUAUUUAAUGCUGAAGGGAAACCACCAGGAGAUGGAAGGCAAUGACCGCUACGAGGGCUUCUGUGUGGACAUGCUCAAGGAGCUGGCAGAGAUCCUCCGGUUCAACUACAAGAUCCGCCUGGUCGGGGACGGCGUGUACGGCGUGCCCGAGGCCAAUGGCACCUGGACGGGAAUGGUCGGGGAGCUGAUCGCUCGGGUAAGGAAAGAACAGAAAGCAGAUCUGGCCGUGGCGGGCCUCACCAUUACUGCUGAACGGGAGAAGGUGAUUGAUUUCUCAAAGCCAUUCAUGACUCUGGGAAUUAGCAUUCUUUACCGAGUUCAUAUGGGCCGCAGACCCGGCUAUUUCUCCUUCCUGGACCCUUUUUCUCCUGGCGUCUGGCUCUUCAUGCUUCUAGCCUAUCUGGCCGUCAGCUGUGUCCUCUUCCUAGUGGCUCGGUUGACGCCCUACGAGUGGUACACACCCCACCCGUGUGCCCAGGGCCGGUGCAACCUCCUGGUGAAUCAGUACUCCCUCGGCAACAGCCUCUGGUUCCCGGUCGGGGGCUUCAUGCAGCAGGGCUCCACCAUCGCGCCUCGCGCCUUAUCCACCCGCUGCGUCAGUGGCGUCUGGUGGGCGUUCACGCUGAUCAUCAUCUCAUCCUACACAGCCAACCUGGCAGCCUUCCUGACCGUGCAGCGCAUGGAUGUGCCCAUUGAGUCGGUGGACGACCUGGCGGACCAGACCGCCAUCGAGUAUGGCACGAUUCACGGAGGCUCCAGCAUGACCUUCUUCCAAAAUUCCCGCUAUCAGACCUACCAGCGCAUGUGGAAUUACAUGUACUCCAAGCAGCCGAGUGUGUUCGUGAAGAGCACGGAGGAGGGGAUCGCCAGGGUGUUGAAUUCCAACUACGCCUUCCUUCUGGAAUCCACCAUGAAUGAGUACUAUCGGCAGCGCAACUGCAACCUCACUCAGAUUGGGGGCCUGCUGGACACCAAGGGCUAUGGGAUUGGCAUGCCAGUCGGCUCCGUCUUCCGGGACGAGUUUGAUCUGGCCAUUCUCCAGUUGCAGGAGAACAACCGUCUGGAAAUUCUGAAGCGCAAGUGGUGGGAAGGGGGCAAGUGCCCCAAGGAGGAAGACCACAGAGCCAAAGGACUGGGAAUGGAGAAUAUUGGUGGAAUCUUUGUGGUUCUUAUUUGUGGCUUAAUCGUGGCCAUUUUUAUGGCUAUGUUGGAGUUUUUAUGGACUCUCCGACACUCAGAAGCGACCGAGGUAAAGCUGUUUAGAGAUAUCCCAAUUCACGAGAGCUCCUAAUGACAUCUUCCUUCUCAGGGAUUUUGAAUAAGUUUAGUUCCCAAACCUGUGGCUUAGAAACUGGGUUAAUAUAAACUUCACACAGAUGGAAGAGUUUGAGAGAAGGAAGACGACUUUACCCCAUUCUAUCUCCAUUCCAGGGCACAAAUCCUUACACGCUACUUGCAUUGUUCGGUUUUUGAAAUACAUUGGCCUCUAUCUCAAUCUCCCAACUCCUGAUCGUCCUAAAAUCUCCUUCCCUAAUUGACAGCUCCUAACAGCAGAUAACAGUACAGAAGAGUACAGCACCCCUAUAAACCUAGGCGGUCCAGCCUCAUAUAGGGCUCCAUUCAACACUGCUGACCAGUCUUUUCCUUUUCUGUGCUCAGCCUCUUUCCCACUUCCCAGUAGGACUUCCAAGCCAUCACCCACACUCCUCACAUCCCUUUGCUCCUCCAUGACUAAUUUUGCCUCCUGCCUCACCUGGAACUCAGGAGUGACCAGCCCCAAAUUAAAACACCCACCUGAAAAUUUACCCACAACUGGAGCCACCCCCAGGGCUUCUGCAGGUGUUCUGGUCAUCCCUCCAUCUCUGCCUUGUUGCCACCUUUCCUCAGCUCCUCUAGGAUUAUCCUUUUUCUCCCCUUUAUUUAUUUUUUUUGCCUGCUCUCUCCCCCAAGUCCAAAACUAUGCUCAUGUUUAUCCAUAUCUUCAAAUAAUAGCCAUGAUGCUGUAGCUCUUGCCCUACCCCUCUCCUCUUGCAAGCCCAGGUGAUCCGACUGCCUCUCUCUCCAUGUGCUCGCCUCCCAUUCGGGCCUCACUCCACGGCAGCUGGCUUCUCCCCACCCCUUCCCCGAAAGGUCAUGGCUGAGAGGUCUGACCCCUCCCAAUGAACAAAACCAAAAGAGAACCCACUGGGCCUUAUUGGACCUCAGUGUGGCCCUUGAUGAAGUGGACCGCUCUUUCCAGAACUCUCUCCUCCCUUGCCUUGCCUGCUCCAAGCUCUCUUGGUUUCCCUCCUCCUUCCCUCUCCAGCGUUACUGGCUUUCUCCUUCUGUCCACCCCUUAAAUGGCUGUGCUCUUACCUCUUCCUAAGACCUCGUUCAGGUGUUCCUGUCCCUGUGAAACCUUCCACAGUUCUCCUGCCUUCUUCCCUGGACCAGAAAGUUGCUCAUUCCUCCUCCUUUCCACCACCCCUGUAACCAGCACAUAGAGCACUUACAAACUGUGUGUCAAUUAUUUUCGCAUCAGCCUGGCUACGAGACAUUGCACUGCCUGAAAGUAAGGACUGAGUCCUUUGUGUCUGUAUUUCCACUGCAAAGCACAGUGUUUGAUACUUAGUUGACAGUCAAUAAAUAUCAAUAUAUGUCUUUAUGUUCUUGUCACAUAUAAUAGAUUAGGCAGGUGGAGGUGUUUUUGUUGUAAUUAUUAUUAGAAGCACAGAGAAGUCAAGUGACUUGACUACAGUUUCUGCUAUUCACUAACAACCUUGGGUCUAGAAUCCAGGUCUCAAGUCCUAACUCAGGCCGUGUUCCAUUAGGGGAUUCUACUUCUCUGUAGCUGCUUCAGGUAGAGGAUCUGUGCACGCUGGGUUAUUCUCCCAAGAGCUCGCCAGUGGUCUGGAUGUACCUUGAAAAAUUCAGUGAGGAGUUCACGCUCUCCCAACAUCUAGAAAGAAGAGUAAAGGCUAAGUUAACUAUUUGACUAUGGUAGAACAACUAUCCUGUUGAUAGAACGGGAAGACUCGAAGAAGUAACGUGAAAGAACAGAAAGCUGCCUCUCCCAUCGUAACGGGAGAAAGUGUCCUUUCCAGCACAGAGUAGAGAAGAAAGCAGAGCAUGCAUGUGCUCUGCAGUAUGUAGGUUUAGGUUCAAAUUCUGGGUCAGCUGUUUGUUAGUCGAGUGAUUUCUGGCAAGGUAUCUAACUUCUCUGAGCCUCUAUUUCCACAUCUGUGAAAUGGGUAUAACAGUAGUAGUCGUGGUACAGGUUCAAGAUUCUUCAUCCACAAUUCUGAAACCUCAAAAGCUCAAAAAGUUCCAAGCUUUUUGUAAGUUUGAUGCCAAUGCUUUUGGUGACAAACCUUAACUUGGACUCGUAUGAGGCUAUUGUUUAUGGUCUUUAACUCACCUGGUGUGAACGUAUAUUCAUUUUGCUACAGAAAUAUUAAUGUGUUUGAAUACAGGGUCUUCCCCAGAGCCCACUGGAAGUGAUACAUAUUUUAUGUGCAUUGUAUUACCUUGUCAAAAUUCAAAAUAUUUUGAAACACAGCUGGACCCAAGAGUUUCUUAUCAGGAGAUGGCAGAGCUGCAGGAGUAGAUUGCCUUGUUUUUGUUAUUAUAGUUAUUGUUAGAACGCAGCCUUUCCAGCCAUAACCAGCUGAUUAAAAGAAAUGAGACUCUUUGGCCUGAGAACAGAAUGUUCAUGGAGACAUGGUUGUUUUUUCACAGGCUUGAAAGACUGACAUGCGGUAAAGGGAUUAUUUAUUUAGUCGGCUUCAAGGUCCAAAUUUAACUGGGAUGGAUGGAUGAAAAGUUCAGGGAGAGGAAUUAAGUCAGUAGAAGGAAGCAGCGUUUAAGGGUAAUCUGCAAAAAUGGUAGCGGCACCUUCCCAACAUGGUGGGAUCAGUGUCUUUGAAGCCGUUCAAAGACAAGACGACCAGCUGGCGGGAUGGUAUGGAGGAUGUUUGAAUAUUAAAUAGCGGGUGGAAGUGAGGAGGUGGAUUGAAAGACCUUCAAACAUAUAAGAUGAUAUAAUUGUGAAACACUGCACCCUAAUCGCGCGCCCGAAUGAGCCCGCAGGGGACCCUCGGGGGCUGGUCCUGAGAGGUCGGGCUGUGACCUCCUCGUGUC
Molecule: messenger RNA, 5628 nt
Organism: Globicephala melas (long-finned pilot whale)
Lineage: Eukaryota; Metazoa; Chordata; Mammalia; Artiodactyla; Delphinidae
Gene: GRIK4
Product: glutamate ionotropic receptor kainate type subunit 4
Biological process (GO): synaptic transmission, glutamatergic; monoatomic ion transport; modulation of chemical synaptic transmission
Cellular component (GO): kainate selective glutamate receptor complex; presynaptic membrane; postsynaptic density membrane
Molecular function (GO): kainate selective glutamate receptor activity; transmitter-gated monoatomic ion channel activity involved in regulation of postsynaptic membrane potential
Source: RefSeq, a predicted model, not a curated record